AUGUCCGUCCACGCCGAGCACCCAACGGCUAGACCGCCCGCCCCCGCUCCCCCGGCACUGGCCCCCGCCCCCGCCCCCUCCGACCUACUCGCCCCCUCUACCCCUGACCCCGACGACGAGCCCUUCUACGUCUUCAAGCGCAUCGCAGUCCUCGGAGCUCGAGGAGUCGGCAAGUCCGCGCUCUCCAUCCGCGUCGCCCAGAACCGCUUCGAGCCCAAUUAUAUGCUCACAUUUCAGGACAUGUAUCAAUGGCGGCCCGUUGUCAACAGCGUCCAAUAUGAUGUCAGCAUCCUCGACACAGACGGGCAGGAUGAGAACUCCGAAUUCGGCAUGCGCUAUACCACCGGCGUUGAUGCCUAUGUGCUUGUGUUUUCGGUAAGAGACGAGAGCUCCUACGAGGUCAUCAAGCAAGUCAAUGAGAAGUUGCUCGUCACCCUCAAUGUCACAGAACGCGUCGGCACGUCCGAAGUGCCACGGGUGCUCGUGGGCAAUCAGAUUGAUAUCGCGCACCAACGCCAGGUUCCAUCCCAAGAAGCCGCCAAAUUUGCGAGCAACGAGGGUAUCCCAUACCUCGAGACUUCGGCCUUUACGUCGCAAAACGUUAACGAGGCCUUUGACUCCGUGCUCUGCAUGAUUCAGCAAAACCUCCGCAACAGUCAUGUUAUCCCAACCCACACUGAAGAGGACGAAGAGGAAGAGGACAUUAAAACACCCGACUUGCCCCCACCUGAGACUAAUCCCAACCCCGGCUGUCUCAUACAAUAG
Molecule: messenger RNA, 765 nt
Organism: Chondrus crispus (carragheen)
Lineage: Eukaryota; Rhodophyta; Florideophyceae; Gigartinales; Gigartinaceae
Product: Rheb1
Exons: 1
Coding region: 1-765 (254 amino acids)
Biological process (GO): small GTPase-mediated signal transduction
Cellular component (GO): plasma membrane
Molecular function (GO): GTPase activity; GTP binding; GDP binding
Source: RefSeq, a predicted model, not a curated record